ACCUUUCGAUGCAGUUUUCAACCUUUUGUCAGGGAUGGUGCUCUUUGGUCAAGUAAUCUUAACGUAGUACUUAUGCCAUGCCGAAUCAAAUCCACCACACCAAGACCUCGAUAUUGCUCGGCCUACGCGUGCCAAUUCUCUUUGUGGUUUGGAUCGCGUCUUCCAUCCGGUUUGUGCAGCUUUCAACAACCACAACAUUUGUCACAGUCGCCAAGAAUAGAGUGCUCGUUGUCGAAAUCGUUUCUCGUCUGCUGCGGGUACUAUAGCUUCCGUACCACGAGUAUGGCCGUCAGCUCCGCAAGCUGGUGACUAAGGGAAUGAUGUAGUGCUGCACGGCGAUAUCUAAGCAGCAAUUCGC
Messenger RNA from Alternaria alternata, 358 nucleotides. RefSeq lists its product as hypothetical. The coding region runs from base 78 to 266 and encodes 62 amino acids. The record is from RefSeq and is a predicted model, not a curated record. NCBI's taxonomy places the organism in Eukaryota, Fungi, Ascomycota, Dothideomycetes, Pleosporales, Pleosporaceae. The transcript has 2 exons.